Molecule: messenger RNA, 3781 nt
Organism: Capsicum annuum
Lineage: Eukaryota; Viridiplantae; Streptophyta; Magnoliopsida; Solanales; Solanaceae
Product: putative late blight resistance protein homolog R1B-16
Exons: 4
Coding region: 111-2984 (957 amino acids)
Biological process (GO): defense response to other organism
Molecular function (GO): ADP binding
Source: RefSeq, a predicted model, not a curated record
CCUCUCAUUUCAUAUUCCAAAAACCACUAAGUUAUAAUAACAACCAAGCAUUUAAUCUAUCAUCUGCAACUACUUUCUUGUAAUUAAAGCAGCAGAUAAAGCUAGUUGACAUGGUGAACGUUCUGACCGGUAAAAGUACUCCUGCUCGUGCAACGGCUUCCACCUAUGGUAGUUUUCUAUCAGUUGACGAGGAAAUAGUUGGUUUUCAGGAUGAUGUGGAAAGUAUAAUUCAGCAAUUGACGAAAGGAACGAAGGAACUAGACGUUGUCUCGAUUGUUGGAAUGCCUGGACUAGGCAAAACAACGUUGGCUACAAUGGUGUUCAAUCAUCAUGUUAUUGAUAAAUACUUUGAUGUCCGAGCGUCGUGCUCUAUUUCGAAAGAAUAUAAUUUGAGGAAGGUGUGUUCUGAGAUUCUUAAACAAGUUCUAGGCAAUGUAGAUGGUAUCCUAGAUGAAGACAUGCCCGACAAGCUGCGCAAGAGUCUAAUGCGAAAGAGAUAUCUCAUCGUAUUAGAUGAUAUAUGGGAAGUUAAGGCUUGGGAAGAGUUCCGCUUAUGUUUCCAAGAUGAUGAAAAUGGAAGCAGAAUAAUGCUAACGACACGAGAUGAAGAAGUGGCUAGGCAGAUUAAGCACCACAGUGAUCCAUACUUUCUUCGAUUCCUUACGAUGGAUGAGAGCUGGAAAUUACUUCAGAAGAAAGUAUUUCAAGGAGAGAUUUGUCCAUCGGAGCUACGCGGAGCAGGAUUACGAGUUGCUAAAAGCUGUAAGGGGUUACCUCUUGUUAUCGUUUUGAUUGCUGGUAUUAUUGCAAAACAAGUGAGAGCCUCUUCGUGGCUUGAGAUCGCAAAAGAUUUGAGUUCCCAUGUUUUAGAAGAGCAAAGCACGAAGAUUAUCGAAUCGAGUUACAACUAUUUGGAAGACCAUUUAAAGUCUUGCCUUCUUUACAUGGGAUUGUUUCCGGAAGACUACAAAUUUCCGGUGUCUAAUUUGCUAAAGUUGUGGAUAGCGGAAGAUUUUGUACACGAUAUCAUGGUUUUAGAUAACAUGGACAUGGAGGAAGCAUCGAAGACUUGCUUGAAUGAUCUGGUGAACAGAAGCCUAGUAAUUGUUUCAGAAAGGAGAGAAGAUAACGGUGAGAUAGAAUACUGCACCGUUCAUGAUGUUGUGCGCGAGUUUUGCUUGAGAAAACUUCCGAAAGAAAAGUUUAUGCAGUACCAUCAUGCAAAGAAACAUAGGUUAUCCGAUGAUGAUUUCAAUGAAGAAUUUUUGUAUCGGUAUGAAGAUGCAUUGAAGAAACUUACGUUAGAGGAUGUCGAUGACAAUCUUGAUGAACAAUUUUUGCAGCAGGAUGAAGAUUUAUUGGAUAAAUCUAUGUUAAAGUAUGCCCAUGACGAUCUCGAUGACGAUCUUGCUGAACAAUUUUUGCGUCAGGAUGAAGAUUUAUUGGAUAAAUCUAUGUUAGAGCAUGUCCAUGACGAUCUCGAUGAAGAUCUUGCUGAACAAUUUUCGCAUCAGGAUGAAGAUUUAUUGGAUAAAUCUAUGUUAAAGUAUGUCCAUGACGAUCUCGAUGAAGAUCUUGAUGAACAAUUUUCGCAUCAGGAUGAAGAUUUAUUGGAUAUGCCUAUGUUAAAGUAUGUCCAUGACGAUCUCGAUGAAGAUCUUGAUGAACAAUUUUCGCAGGAUGACGAAUAUUUAUGGGAUAAUCCUAAGUAUGUCCAUGUCAAUCUUGAUGAACAAUUUUUGCCGUAUGAAGAUUUAUCGGAUAAACGUAAGUAUGUCCAUGACGAUCUUGGUAAACGAUUGUUACGGUAUCAACAACAAGGGGAGUCUGUUGAACAAGAUGAGUUAAUCGACGAUCCAGAAUUUUCUCCGGGUGACGAGAUAAGCCUUUUCCAUGUACUUGAUAACUUAAAAUUUAUUCGGGUGUUGCAUUUGUUGGAUGUCGAUUUGAAAAGACACUCUUGGGCUACGGUGGUGCAAGUAGUAACUCACUUGAGGUAUCUUGCAAUUUGUACCCAAGAGUUUGAUUUCAAGUGGGUAUCGCAUCUACACGAUCUACAAACUUUGCAGGUGGUGAGAAAGGAUGAUCUACUGGGGCAUUUACAGACAUCACCUUCUUUUUGGAAAAUGCAGAAGCUACGGCACGUGGAUAUACAGGAUUUCUCCUUCAAAUGGGAAGACAAUGAUCGAGCAAUUUUCGAAGAAUCUUCAGAGACUGUGUUACCGAACUUGAAGACUUUUGGGAAGUGUCGUAUAUACUUGGCCGAUAAGACUCCGGAGUUCUGGUGGAGAUUUCCAAAUAUUGAACAACUCAAGCUCCACUUUAUUGAACCAGGUUAUGAAGUUAAUAUGCCGAAUCUUGAAGAACUCCCGGUUCAAUCUCUCGAACUUUGUUUCUCACGCCCGAUUUCAGGCUACAAAUCCACAGGACGGGCCAACUGCGUUGUCUUCCCUUCAAAUCUAAACGAUUUGUCUCUCGAUAGACUUUGCCUAACGGAAAAAGCUGUUUCACAACUCGCAAAACUGCAAAACCUCGAGAGUCUCAAACUACGCGACGUAUACUUCAAGUCUGAAGAUAUAUUGCAGCCUGGAUACAGCACAUGUUGGGAUGUCAGCGAUUACGAGUUUCAAGCACUCAAAUACUUGAACUUGCAGAAUGUUCUCGUGACAGAAUGGCGCUCCUCAGAAGCAUCUUUCCCCGUGCUUGAGCAACUAAUUUUAAACAAUUGCGUCAUUCAGUGCGGUCAGAUCCCUUGUAACUUUGUCGAUAUCCCAACACUGAAGUUGAUUAAAUUGAUUCACUGCGAUAGGUCACUCGGGUUUUCAGCUCUCAACAUUAAAAAAGAAGUGGAAGAGAUAUCAGGAUGUGACAGUCUCCAAGUUCUUUCCCAGUAUAAAAGAUACUAUGGUCUUCCAGAUGUAGAUUUUGCAACAGACUGCUUCGGUGCUUGGGAUCGAGGAGACAUCCAUAGAAUGGCUGGAUAAGCAUUUGCAAGGAAACACGCUCUUGUGAUAGAAGCGUCGUGAUCAUGUUUAGAGUUUGCUUGGAGAUAUCGGCGUGAAGGUUGCAUGUUUUGUGUGGCUAGUCAUGGAAAAGCGGAAAAGAAAAGGCAUGCUUGUCGCUUGACACAGGAUAAUCUGCAGAAAACGGAUUUUCUUGAAUGUAUCCCGGAACCAUCACCAUUGGUUCUUGCACUGCCGUGUUGUCUCACUACUGCAGAACCUGUUUUUGAAUAUGCUGGGAGGAUUCGAAUGGACAAUGUGCGAGUGUAGAAGGGGCGUGUCAAAAGAGCAGAAAGGGUGGUGAACCUAUCGCGGCUGCUGUUGCUUGGACGCUUUAAAAUAACUGUCAAAUCUGUAUCGAAUCCUCCGCACAUACAGUAGUAUUUUUGGAGUAUCCGACACACACCUGGAGCUAUUUUUGAAGAGUCCGAGCAACAUAGAAUUGCCAGCAACUAUUUGGAAAGAGAGAAAUGCAUAUAUGGUCAAACACACCUCAAAUACUAUUUGAAAUUGUUCAAUUUUACCCUUACGUGUAACCUUUAAUUCAUUUAUACCAUUAUUGUUAGCAAAUCGACUCAUCUACGCUCUUAUUAUUAAUAGAUCACUAGCUCGAUGUACUUAACCUACACAUAUCUACAUAAGUUGUUAUGAAUCAAUUGUCCCACAUUAGAAAAAUCGAGAAAUGCCAAAAGGUUUAUAGGCCAAAUAGGUUCUCCCACCUAUCAGGUUAGUCUUUUGGGUUGGGUUCUCCCGUUUGGUUUAUAACAUUAGUGCUUUCA